Suillus plorans is the source of this 819-nucleotide messenger RNA. RefSeq lists its product as uncharacterized. Bases 1 to 819 code for a protein of 272 amino acids. The record is from RefSeq and is a predicted model, not a curated record. The transcript is spliced from 2 exons. NCBI's taxonomy places the organism in Eukaryota, Fungi, Basidiomycota, Agaricomycetes, Boletales, Suillaceae.
AUGGCAAACCCAUCUUUCGAAAUAUGUCCAGACUUCGAUGGACCAGCGUACGCAAAUAUAUGCGAUGACAUCCGGAGAGCCACCGGACAGACCCAAGAAGAAGUCAUUGUUCGCCUAACCCAAUCCUGGACCGACGGACACAACGAGAGAGUCGAUGAGUGGAACCAAAAUAGGGAGCAGGAAGCAGCCCAGGUUGCCGAAGCUGAACAAGCUCGAGCGGCCCAAGAGGAAGAAGUUCGCCUACAGCGGGAAGCUGAAGCAGAGAAAGAGAAAAUCGAAGCAGAGAAAAAGAAACCGAAAAUGAACGGUUUCGACGAAGCGUCUUCAGUAGGAGAUUCCAUUGCACCGCGCCCAUCCCAAUACGCGAUUCAAAAACUCAAUAAUUUUGACUACGUAGAACUCUGGUAUUUUUCCCCAGAAGGCUGCAAGGAAGCCCUUCGCACAGCUCGGUCUGUUGCAGAUGACUUCGGCCUCACCAGGAACCUUUUCUUAAUGCAACUUAGCAAAGCGAAGUGGCCACAAAGCCAUAUUGACGCCCUAUCUCUUUUCUUCUGGCACCUCGAGAACCACCCCAUUCGCAACAACAGUAAAAUCGGCGACACGGUUACUCUCCAUUAUGCCUCGCGUGUCCGCCAGGACUGGCACGACCGUCUCAAACGCGACGAAGGUUUCAACAUCGCCAUCAUCAAUGAGACCCUUUUCCGUGCAAUCAACGAGGAACUCUGGGAUAAGAUCUGUUCCAGAACAUUAUCUGCGGUACGUUUCCAUUUAAACUUACUCACAACGUACCGCUCACAAAGUUUAUCAUAUUAUAUAUAA